Hyaloscypha bicolor E is the source of this 1379-nucleotide messenger RNA. Its product is annotated as 3-dehydroquinate synthase. The record is from RefSeq and is a predicted model, not a curated record. Gene Ontology annotation, molecular function: 3-dehydroquinate synthase activity. NCBI's taxonomy places the organism in Eukaryota, Fungi, Ascomycota, Leotiomycetes, Helotiales, Hyaloscyphaceae. Gene Ontology annotation, biological process: aromatic amino acid biosynthetic process. Bases 102 to 1244 code for a protein of 380 amino acids. The transcript has a single exon.
GCGGAAUUCAAGGCGGUAUAACAAACAUUCGGGCCUGCACCUGCGUAGAAAGUUUGCACAAUCAAAACGCGUUUUAAUUUAGAAUAUCCCAGCAGCGCAAGAUGUCGAUUCUAGAAUUCAAGAAUCCUUACCAAGGUUUAUCACCAACAAAAGUAUCGCUCCUCCACAACUCCACAUUGGAUGCUACAGCCCUUGCCAAUAUUGGCUUCUUCAGCACUGUAGACAGAGAAUCGACUCACAUUCUACUCACGGACUCCAACGUUGCCGCUUCCAUGCUCGGUGAAUUGAAAGAGCUUUUCAACAAUCUCCGUAUCAAGAUUCAUCCAAUUAUCGUUGCUCCCGGUGAACCGUCCAAAACGAUUCAAGCAUACAACUAUGUGCUUGACAGCUGCGCAGAUAUAGGCAUCACCAAAGAAUCAACAGUCAUCGGUAUCGGUGGAGGGGUGAUCAAAGACCUUUCUGGAUUUCUUGCAUCAACAUUAUUACGUGGACUCAACCUUGUCCUAAUUCCAACCACGGUGCUUGCCCAGGUAGACGCCGCCAUCGACUGGAGACAUUCUCUGAACCUUCCCCAUGGGAAGAACCUCAUCGGAAGCAUUCUCGCACCUGCUGAGAUUUUGAUCAACGCGGGCUUUCUAAAAUUGCUCAACGACCGCUGGGUCAGAGAUGGCCUCGCCGAGUCUAUCAAGAUAGCUCUAUGCCAGAGCCCUGACUUCCUGACUCUUCUCAGCCAAGCGAACCCAUCUGACUUCACGUGGCUUUGUCGCGUUAUCGACAUAUCCGUCUCUGAGAAGGUCGUAGCCAUGAAUCGUGACUCGGCACCUGACCAAGCGAUGCUGGUUUACGGCCACGCCAUAGGACACGCGAUCGAGCAUCUUUCAGAGGGAGAAUUAGGUCAUGGGGAAGCGAUUUCCAUCGGCAUGUCUGUCACUGCCGAACUCAGCUUUCUUGCUGGAUUAUCAGAUGAACUCACCUUGAAGGCGCAUUACGACGUCUUCACGAGGUUUGGCCUGCCGACAAUCGUUCCUGAUAAGUACGAUCUGGAUCAUAUAUGGUCCAUCAUUCGUGCUGACAAGCGCUUCCGCGGAGAUAAGAUGUGGGCUCCCUCGGUGAAGACUGUGGGGACUCUUGUGGUGGAUAAUGCCGGGAAGUGUUUCUUGCCAUUUGGAGAAGAAAUAGUGUUACGUGCGCUUGAGCUGAAUAAAUCUCACGGCAAGACAACUCGUAGAUUAGCACAGGAUUAAUAAGAACGCGUCUGUACAAACGCGAGUACUUUGUUUAGUCGUUCAGUCGUAGAUAGUGACGUAUGGUGUCCUGCUGAUAGCUUGGUCCACUGCUGCCGUCGUUACGACUACAAGUGAAUUUAACUUAUAUCUUGU